Penicillium canariense is the source of this 2343-nucleotide messenger RNA. RefSeq lists its product as uncharacterized. The transcript has 2 exons. Bases 1 to 2343 code for a protein of 780 amino acids. The record is from RefSeq and is a predicted model, not a curated record. NCBI's taxonomy places the organism in Eukaryota, Fungi, Ascomycota, Eurotiomycetes, Eurotiales, Aspergillaceae.
AUGGAUUCAUCUGAGAACCCCUUCAGCAAUCUCGACCUCUGGUGCGAUUGGUCGGGGGAUCCCAGCGACACGGUCGAGGUCCGCAUGUCGAUCGAGGUCUGGUGCACACCAAAUACCCAACUAACCGUACUCGACAUCUCACAUCCAUCCGUCGCCCAUGUCGUCGAUUUUGCACUGAGUCUCAAGUCCGCCAGGCCAGAUGAUAUCAGACGACUACGGGAGUUCCACGCAGACCCAUAUGACUCUCCGAUACCGAGCGAUGAGGCCAAGGCACCUGUAACGCCUGAGCAGGAGACCAGCCAUGCCAGUCUGACACCUGGGCCUCCGGGCUUGCAGGCGGAUGCUCACACACCCUCGGAUUCAGGCAGUGUAGUCCGGGCUGGUCAUACCCCCGAUGGAUCCCCGAGAGGGAAUUCGCUGCUGGAUGCCUUGUAUGCCAGUCUAUACCAGGAUAGUCCAGCCUGGGAGGGGACUGUCGAUGCGGAUCAGUCACCACAGAACCCACGCAAGCGGAAUGCGAAGGCAGCCUCCUUGCCAGACUCGGUGACUGAUUCGGAGAGAUCGUACGGCGGUGGGAAGGUCAAGAACAAGAACCGGAUACUUAACAAGGAGCGACAGUCACCGGUAUCGUCGACGGCCUCCAAGCAUUCACGGUCGCGAAGUCUGAUACCUAGGCCAGUGAAUGUGGCCAUCCAGACACAUACAGACCCUGCUAGGGUCCCGUUGCUGAGAGAUUCAGCACUCUUGUUGGGUGUGGACUUGGACAGAUUUGAAAACAGCCGGUCACCAAUCAAUAAGGAAAAUUUGAACAAGCAGAGUCAAGUGGAACACAAGGAUGUCGGAGAGAGAUCCCCCCGAGAAAUAUUGACGCCCUUAAUGAGUUCUCCGACGAAGACCGGCCUGGAUACGGAUGUCGGUGAGGAAGGCAAGUCCCUGCCAGACGGAGAAGACGUGGAGAAGCUUUCCACAGUGGCAUCCGCCGGUAGCCCGUGUGACACAGCCUUGCUGUCGGAUUCAGUGGACACAUCAUUCGGGGGAAUCUCGACCCAGGGUAUUCUCUUCGUACACCCUCCCACUCCACCGCGUACCAUCAACAGACCUCGUCUCGUCCUCGUCGAUAGGGUGUUCCAAGUCCGUUGCUCAGCCAACGUUGAACCAGCCUCGUACCUGGCCACCGUUACUUUCCUCUUGCAUCUACAGCCUGGCAGACCGCGCGGCUGGUUCGAGCUCGUCGUCACAGGCCUGCCUAGCCUGUCCGCAAAUGACCAUGGCUACGUAUACCUCCGAACACCGGAUGGCCAAGGAAUGGAGUUUCGCACCAUGCACUUCAAGCGGUACAGGCUCGUUGACAGCUGCCUGAUGGCUCAAUUUAGCAUUCCAUCAAAGCUCGUCAUCCCCCUUCGACCCUGCGACGCGCGCUUCUACGGCUUCCUGCGGGACUUCAAAGUAAACCAGACCAUCCGCGCCGACGUGACAGAAGACAAGGAAGACCCACAGUCGUGCACAGUCACAUACACCGCCGUCUGCUCGCUAGAUCUCAUCCAGCGCGGCUUCUGGGCCGAGCGGUGCGGCUUCUACAUCUACGUGCACGGCGGGCCCGACGGCGAGUACACCUGCCAUCUGCAGACUCCGAGAACUAGCUUCCAGACCAUCCAGCUGCACUCGGGGCCAGACUCGGAGAUUGGCAUUGCGCAGCUGCAGGUUAUCUGCGCGCCGGUGAAUCUGAGCAUGUUUGCCGUUGCUUGGGAGGUGAGACUGUCCCGCCCGAAGGCUAGUAGCUGGGUGCCGCGCAUCACGGCUAUGCUGGAGGGAUACGGUCUCGAGGAUGAGUUGCAAGACAAGUACCUUGAUGCCGACAAGGACAUAAAGGAAAUUGUGCGUGGUGAAGUCAAGUCCAGGCCUGUUAUUCUGAAGGAAUUGCGUCGGAAGAGCGGGUUCUGCUCUUGGUUCGCGAGGAUUUGCGGCUUUUUCGUGCUCCUGCUUUCAUUUUGCCUGUCUGUUUGGUAUUGGACUGGGUGCUCCGAUGCUGUUCUGCACGACUGUUUGAAGAUGGAUCGUCUUUCUGUGGGCUCCGUGGUUAGUACUCAGUGGAGGUCCUGGGAGGUACUUGAACUUCGUUCCACGGAAACGCCUCCCCAGGAAACGCCCUCCCAGGUUGCGGAACUGACUGGCGCUGCGGUACCUGAGGAGAAGCCCGUCUUGGCUCCUAUCUCUGUGCUGGAGAUUGACCUGCAGCCACAGAAGCGGAUCUUACUGCCUCCAGCGCCGUUGUCUUUGCGGGACCGGGUCGAUUAUUUCCUGGGGUGGAAGGGUCCUCUGCCGGGAGGUGGAGGUGGGGCAUGA